AAGCCCUCCUCGCCCUGUUCCUGAAGCGGCGGCGGCGGCGGCGGCGCCUGUGGCUGUGGCUGGGCUUGGCGUUGAGAGAGAGGGAAGAAGCGCUGGAGGAGUAGGAGAGCGGCUGGAGAGGGCCCUUCCACCUGGGCAGCUGAGCCUUUGCCUCUGCCUCGGGAGGAGGAGGAGGAGGAGGAGGAGGAGAAGGGGCUGCUGGUGUUGGUGCUUCUCCCUGGACCCCCAUUGCCUCUUCUUCCCAGUGGCCACCCCCAGUUCAUGGAUUAUCUGAAAAUGUCUGAAUGUAUCCAGCUUUCAUUUGCUGUUUGUAGAAUUGGCAUUUACACGUGUUUCCGAGCGCUUUGCUGCAAAGGACCUCCGCCACCACGGCCAGAGUAUGACUUGGUUUGCAUAGGUCUCACUGGCUCUGGGAAAACUAGUUUACUGUCACACCUCUGCAGUGAAAACAGAGAGAAUAUAGUGUCAACAACAGGUUUUAGCAUAAAAGCAGUGCCAUUCCAGAAUGCCAUCUUGAAUGUAAAAGAACUUGGAGGGGCUGACAAUAUCAGGAAGUACUGGAGCCGUUACUACCAAGGAUCUCAAGGUGUAAUCUUUGUAUUAGACAGUGCCUCUUCAGAAGAUGAGUUAGAAAUUGCUAGAAAUGAACUGCAUUCUGCGCUUCAGCAUCCACAGUUAUGUACUUUGCCAUUUUUAAUAUUGGCCAAUCACCAAGACAAGCCAGCAGCUCGUUCUGUACAAGAGAUAAAAAAAUAUUUGGAACUUGAACCACUUGCACGAGGAAAACGCUGGAUACUUAAGCCUUGUUCCUUGGACAACAUGGAAGCCGUAAAAGACAGCUUCGGCCUGCUCAUAAAUUUACUAGAAGACAGAGACCUUGAGCCUUCGAGAAUGUGAAGACAACUCGAACUGUUCUCAGAUAGCAUUGUACUGGUUUGUUUUGCUCCCAGAUGAAAAAUGGUUUGGUAUAAAGAAGACUAUAUUAGAGCUUGCAAUAAAUAUAUUUUUGCAUUUA
Molecule: messenger RNA, 1015 nt
Organism: Sceloporus undulatus (fence lizard)
Lineage: Eukaryota; Metazoa; Chordata; Lepidosauria; Squamata; Phrynosomatidae
Gene: ARL15
Product: ADP ribosylation factor like GTPase 15
Exons: 6
Coding region: 262-897 (211 amino acids)
Molecular function (GO): GTP binding; GTPase activity
Source: RefSeq, a predicted model, not a curated record